CAAUCUUUUAGCCGCCAUAUCGGCCUGCCUUCUAGUCUACGUCAGACGGUGAGAGCUCUAUAGUUUACGAAGUAAUUUAUCUACUGAUAGCUGUUCCUCAGGUAAAAUACACGCCAUGGAAACCGUCAAAGCAUUUAAGUGCGAGCUAUAUUCGCUGAAUGAGUAUAGGCCUCCAAUCUCCAAAACAAAGAUGGCCAAGAUAACCAAGAUGGCUUUAAAGGCCAAGAAGUUCUACAAACACGUUGUCCAGAGUGUGGAGAAAUUUAUUCAAAAAUGUAAGCCAGACCACAAGGUUCCAGGGCUCUAUGUCAUUGACUCAAUCGUGCGCAAGUCCCGGCACCAGUUUGGUCAGGAGAAGGACAUGUUUGGCCCGCGAUUCAGCAGGAACAUCACAGCCACCUUUCAGGACCUACAGCGCUGUCCCUCCGCUGACAAGAGUAAGAUACUGAAGGUCCUGGCCCUGUGGCAGAAGAACGCCGUCUUCAGCAGUGACAUCAUGCAGCCCCUUUUGGACUUGGUGGCUGGUUGGAGCUCGCCCCCGGUUUCUGACGCUUCAGCCAUCACAUCCAGUAGCAUGGACCCCGCUGAUGCCUCCAGCCUAUGCCAGAUUGCGGGGGCCCCACCCACAGUAGCCAGUACCGGCCCAGCUGAUGCAGAGCAGAGCUACCCAGGCCAGGCCUUGCUGAUGAACAGCGCCGAAACCAUCAACUUCGUGAGGCACGUGCUGGAGAGUCCUGAGGGGCAGCAGUUGGUCCGGAAUCUUCAGCUCCAGCAGAAGCGGAAUCCCCAGUGCUCUCUGCUCCAGUCCCUCGAUGCUGGCCUGGUGGUCCAGCUGCAGGCCCUGAGCUCCAAGCUCAUGGUGGGUACAGACCCCAGGGUGCCCAGCACCCCCGAGUGGGGGCCAUCCUCUGUUAGCAGGCUGAUGUUGGAGACAACAGAAGGAUCUGGAAAGCAGGAUGCCGGAAAAGGUUCCUCCCAGCCUCAAACCAUUUUGGAGCCUAUAGCAAUGUGUCAGUCCCCCUCUUCAGCUGAGAAGCGGGACCUGGAUCACAAACAGAAUCACCAGCCUCCUGAGACAUCAUCUGGGGUGGCUGUGCCUUCUGAGAUAACCAUCCAUCAGGAGCCAGUGGAGGCUGAUGGUAGAAUGUUCUGUAAGCAGCUGAAUCAGGAUCCAUGUGAGGACGACAGCACUAUGGAAAGAAAGACAAUGGAGUCUAAGAAUGAAGCAGCAGGAAACAUGAGGCAGCCGUCUGGGUUGUGGAGCAGGUUGCGGUCUAGGUCUCCAAGGAAACGGGGGUCAAGGUCUCUCUCGGGCUCCUGUAAAUGUGAGCUCCGUGACUGGUCAACCUCUUCUCCUGGGGAAUGCAGUAGAACAUCUUCAUGCUCCUGCUCAAGUGAGCAAUGCACCUAUGGGCGAGAAAGUGGGCAGCGGCAGAAAGAGCUGCCCCCAGUCCGCCCAAGAACACUAAGUGUGUGCAGUUCGACACUCCGUGUGAGACGGCUUGGUGGCCUGCUCACUGAGGAGGACGUUGCCAGUCUCUGCGAGGAGUUCGGCCCCAUCGAAUCCAUUCAAAUUAUUGCACCUGGGGACUGUGCCCAUGUCUGCAUGGUGCACAGAGCGGAUGCCCACCGUGCCCUGCAGGAGCUGCGUAUGCGGUCCCAUGAGAUCGGAUCCCCUGCCGUUGCUGUCUCCUGGGCUCUGAACAGGGGGGUGAAGCUGGAGUAUCAUCACCAGUGGGAUGAAGACCUGGGGGUGACCUACAUCCCCUGGGGGAGUGUGAACCAGCACGACCUGGCCAGACUGGCGCAGGGAGGCGCCAUCGACGGGGAGACUGUGGACAGCGACUGUGAGAUGGUCCUCCAGAUGGCAUCGUCCUGGGGGCCUGAGGGACACGCCCCUGUGAUCUUGGAGCCUGGAGCCCACAGUAACGCUCAGGCCAUAUCCCCUGGAGAGCCUGUUGCCGAGGCUCCUAUGCAGGCUCCCCCAUUACCAGAUUCUGGUCUUCCACGGCUGAGCUGUGCCGCCCCCAAGACCUUUCAAGAGCUCCCGUCUGCCUCUGCAGUGCCUCCAGUGGCCUCUGGUCCCCCAUCCAAGUUGUCCUCAACCCUGGAGAUCUCCCAGAACAGUGUGGACAUGGUCACCACAGACUCUGCAGUCUAUGGAGCAGGGACCUCAUACUCCUGUCUGGACACAGACCCUCAGGCUGCUGUCGAGCCCAAUGGCGCCACGCAGGGGACGCCACAAGGGGUGCCGGCCUCCACACAGUACAGUGUGGGACUCCUGGGCUCGUGUCCGUCAGUGUUCCUGCAGCAGACAAACAUGGGCCUCUUGAAGGUGCCCAGGGCCCAACGUAUGGUGGGCCCACCAGGGGUGACCCGAUGGCCACUCCUACCCCCGGAGCUGCACGUCCCCAGCCCUGCCCCCCUUAGUGUGCCAAGAGGGUCUAGGAGGCCCACCUGUUGGCCAGGCACUCGGCCAGCCAGUCCUGACAUUGUGCCCAUUGACAGCACGAUUUGGGGACAUCGCUUGCCUAAUUGCAGGGCCCGCAUCAUGGCACCUGCAAACCUCCAUAGUAGGAGCCCCUUCCUGGCAGACUGGAGGAAACACUGGCCAGGACCACCCAGGGGAAACUUGGAAAUGCUGGAGAUGGGAGGAUCUCCCUGGGUGGGGCCCAGAGGCUUUCAGAGCUGCCGCCCACAUCCUUACUGUUAUAUCCCAAAAUGGUCUGAAGAUGGAACCAGGGGAGGAAGACGAGGAGGAGGAGGAAGAUGGCCGGCCAGAGGUCUGGUGGGUCGACAGCUUGGGCCUGACAACUGCCUGCCCAGAACAGGGUCAGAGGGGGAUGAUAACUCAGAAAGCUUGUAGGACAGAGAAUGGGAGCUGGAUCAAGCAAGGAUGAUAGAGACCGCAGCAUGUAGGGGGAGAACAGAACCUGACGAGUGGAGCGACUUUAUCCUCCCUGGGAAAACACCCAGGAAGCAGAGGCCCGCAGUGACUGGAAGAGGGCGUGGCCACUAAGGAGGCGCAGCCAUCACUCAGUAGGUAAACGCCAAUAUUCUGAUGCUUUAAAAUAGGUGAAAGAGUGACCUCUCCUCCCGAAAACUCAUUUGUUCAUGUUUUUGUUGAUGUGUAGCCUCUGGAUUAAAUGGCAUGUCACUGUCACUGAGGUUAAUAGCAAAAAAAAGAAUGUAAUUCAAAAGUGAGCAAUGACAUGCUUUGAUUUUUUGAUAUUUAUGGAUUAAUUGGGCUGUUUAAAAUAGGAUGUGAUAUCAAAUGCUGCCUUCUUGUGGCCAUUUCUCCCUUUUUUAUAUUUCCUGAAGUUCGCUGAGUUUCUGCUCUUUGUAGAGAAAAUGCAUUCCUCAUUUAUAUUGUGAUUUACGGUCAGAAUGGUGUUGCAUUUCAGUUUAAAGAUUAAAAUAUGUCAUCCCCAUCAA
Brienomyrus brachyistius is the source of this 3435-nucleotide messenger RNA. Its product is annotated as SR-related and CTD-associated factor 8-like. Bases 116 to 2866 code for a protein of 916 amino acids. The record is from RefSeq and is a predicted model, not a curated record. Gene Ontology annotation, molecular function: RNA binding. Gene Ontology annotation, cellular component: nucleus. The transcript is spliced from 19 exons. Lineage: Eukaryota; Metazoa; Chordata; Actinopteri; Osteoglossiformes; Mormyridae.